CAUAGCGUAUUGAGAAAUCUAAAAGCAUGGAAUAACGCUAAACAAAUACCAAUUGGUAAAGAUAUUUGUAAUUGCGCAGAUUUAUUAUUGUUGGUCUAGAUCUAUUACUAAUUUAAAUACAAGACUGAUACAAACUAAUUGAUACAACUACACUUAAUAUAGGCUUUGUUUUUUUUUAAAAAGUAUUCUUUAUAUUUUUCGUGUUUGUCUUCUGUCCUGAUUGCUUCAACUUAUGGUCAUAACAUGUGACCUAUUCGUCUGUUAGAAGUCUCAAGGAUCUAGUUUGUGUCUGUUCUAGUCUCUUUAUGUUUUCUCGACUAGAAUAUUCUCUGGUAGGCUUGAGUCUGAAGAUCAUGUAGUUGGGAAUCCCUGACUGAAUCACCAUUUCCGGACGUCAAGAUGUGUUAAUAAACAAAGUAUUUUGAAUCCACACCAUGAAUAAUAUUCUGACCAUCAUCUCCGAUGGUGUAUAUCACCAGAUUUAGGGAGACUAUUUGUCUAGUGUGUCUUUGUAGUGUAAGAUCAAGGACACGACAAAAGAGUUGGACCCAGCAAUGCUACCAAAGACUAGCUUCAUGGGCUUGUUGAAAAGACUUUCUGUACAAAAGGAUUGAUAGAAACCAAAGGAUGAAGCUCGUGUUAUUUGAUAACCUCAUUCUCUGCUGGAUGUUGAUGACUUCAUCGUUGGGGACGGUCUACAAGGUCUGUGAACAUGUGGCUGUAGAAGAUGAACCGUACACAGUCAGCUGCCCUAUCACCAGCAAAAAGGGAAAAUUUGUCUGGCGUAUAGUUCCAGUAUCUAAACAAAGUAACGGUAUAAAGAAAAUUCCCGACAUAGAAGAAUGUAGGCCUUCACGUCCCGGGCCUGAGUGUUAUGGUCCUUACAUCUCCAGGCUGAAUGAAACACAUAUCAGCCUCACACUACGCAACGUGACGGCCGUAGAACGUGACACCAUUCUCAAGUGUACGAACUACGUGAACAUCGAACCAGUCAUACGGGAAAUAUGUUCCUGCCAGCUUCUUGUUCACGCCAAACCACGAACCCCCAUUCUAUGUCGAAUCAACCAGACGAAUCGUUCGAGUUUUAGACUCAAAUGCUUGGCCAGAAAAUUGUUCCCCAGGAUGGAAUGCAAGAUUCACCAGGAGACCGAUAGCGCUGAAACCCCGAUAGCGCCAAGUGACAUCACAUACGAGAAUCAAACGUUCGCUAGCAGCAAUGCAGAUUACAUAAACGCAUCGUGUGCAGCCGAAUUCACUCAUUUAAAACUCGGCAACUACUCCGUCGUGGUCAGCGUAAUCUCGAGCGGACAGCUCGGAUCGAGUUUCACUACUGAAGUCCACCGUCAGAGUUUCAGUCUCACUAGCCCACGUCCUUACAUCACUCUCAAAAGCAGCUGUCGAGAGAGAGACAAAAGUACUCUGAUCUUGUAUCUACAAUGUGAGGCAGAACACUUCAGCCAAAUACCGGAAGUGAUGUGGUUCUGGAACGCCACACAAAUGCAAAGUACUAAGAAAAGCAAUGAAACCGACUAUCGUGAAGGAACGUAUCAAUUGUUUGCAAGCCACAUGUUCCAACAUCACCCCAUUGACCAAGGCACUGAGAUAAACUGCACCGUGAGAAGUUCAGCCGAGACUCUGAGUGCUACUUUCAUUAUUCCUAAAUACCCGAGUGUCCCGCCGGAAUUCAUUAACUCCACUAGUGCUGGAGAACUUUUUCUAGACGAGGGCAAGACAGAAAUCACUUGUCGCAUCCCAGGGGAAGCUUUAGGUUUCGUCAAGCUAAACAUAAGUUGUUUUGUGAAUGGGUCAAAGGUUACUCAGCAUGUGUCUCCUGGGAGUGUAGGCUCACUGAAAAUGAAAAUCACACACAGCCUUGACCUUGCCAUCUGCCGUUGUUCAGCUAUUCAUAGCGUCUUCUGCUACACUAAGGUCGCGGAGGUCACCUUAAGAGUACAGAGAAAUUUCACAACAGACACUCCAUUUGAGAUCACUUCAAAUUCUCAAUCAGUGGAAGGCAUUAAAUACGAUGUGGCGUACAUAGCAUUGGCCACUUCAUUCAUCAUACUUUUAAUUUUUAUCAUUGGGAUCAUUCUCCAUUCCCUCUGUAAGCGGCUUCAAGACAAAGACGUUUUCCGGCGCAGAAAUAACGACGAGGAUCGCCAUUACGCCAACGAGGACCACAUUUAUAGUGAACCAGAAGAGAACGCCCUCACCACGCGCUGUAACUCUCACGAGACGGAAGCUCUCGUGCGAGAAAAUCAGGGAACAUGUAGAGGCGUUACCAUAGAUUCCCAUGGGUAUUUGAAGCCACACAACCCCCAUAGCAGAUUACUUUUGCCGGAUGUCAUUUCUGAUUCUGAACUAAUCCUUCAAGAAUGUAAUUUAACGCGAAGGGCUUCUGACACCCCUGAAUCUUCCGGAUCCUGGGUCACAGACACAAGUGAAGAUAUUUCUAUCACGUGCGUCAAUUCAGUGAAUCAGCCUGAGAGCAAUCAUAUCCAACAUUUGUCAAUAAAACCUGCCCCGAAUGACCUGCUAGACCUCGCCAGUGUUACUUCUCUUUCUUCUAGACUCUCUUUCUCUCACAAUGACAAUAUGAUGCCAAAGCUUGCUCCCAAAGACUUUUACAUCACACCUAUAUCCACCUCAACGCCCAGCUUGAAGACACAUAUUUCAUCUGAUCAAAAACGUAUCAAACCUAGGCCAUCAUCUAACCAAACGCAACUAACACACUGUACCAAUGGUUCCAAAAGUUCAAAGUCUCUGAAUUACCGGAAGCGGAAAAAGCCGAAAUUAUCUUCGACCUGUUUCACUCAGCGAGAGUCCGAACUCAAUUUUCACAGUGACUCUUUGAAAGACUUACAAAAUGGUCAGCAACAUGGAGAUAAAUGUGAACAACAAUAUUUCAACUUCUUACCGAAACCCCACAAGAGUUCCAGUACAUCCACGAAUUUCCCAAACGAAUCAGAUUAUUUGGAACUCCAUCCGUUAAAAAUGAGGCAGCUAGACAGUCUCAGCACUCAGACAAAUAAACUUAUCUUUACACUCGGAGACUCCACGGUGCAGUAAUUUAAAAAACAAACUAAGACUUCAGUUUCUUUAUGAUAAUAAAUUUCCAUUUUCAUGUUUAUCAAGAGAAAACACAACUUGAGUUCAUACUUAAAAGACAUAGUCAUACUUUGUGACUCACAAGAUAUUCUCUAGAUUUUUUCAUGUAUAAAUUACUGAUUUUUAAUCAAAUAUUUUCUCAACAGCCACUUUGUAAACACGAUGUAGCCACUAACUUCAGAUUCAUUUCAUUUCAUAGAGUGCUGACGAAAGACUAAGAAAAAAACGUCUAUUCCAACGCAAGUGUACACUAAAUGAUUCGCAUGCACUCGUCAAGCAAUUUUGGUUCAUCUCCUGGACGUAGACAAAAUUAAUGCAAGCCUGGUCAAUGGCUGCAGUCGGAAAAAUGUUUCAGGGUCACUUCCUGAUUUUCUCCCCAGGAUUAACUCAGGAAGCCCCUAAGCACCUCUCACAUUUGGGUACAGCAUCAAGGUAGUAGAAGCUUGGAGAGUGUUUCUUUCUUCAACAAAGUAACAUACCAUGAAACUGCGUAUACAAUUUAAAGUUUAGCUAAAAUAAUGUUUCUCCUGAAAUAUUUUGUCGUUUUACCUGGUAUUCAUUCAGUGGACAUCGUUGCCUCGAUGGAGGAGCACAAUAUGUGUUUUAUGUUACAACAGAACUAUUGGAUCAAUUCUUCGGACAAUCAACUACAUUACUCUAGCAAAGUAAAACAAACUAGUUUGUGGCUUACUGUGAAGACAAUCUCAAUCAUACUUUAAAUCCCCCAUUAUGUAGAUACUCAUAAAUGGGAGCUAAUUUAAAUAGCUAGAUGUGUGUUUUUUUUCAGUGUACAUAAUAUGCAUAUAUUGAUAAUCUAUGUAUUUUAAAAAACUAAUAUUAAUUUUGGUGCAGUUUUUAGCACUACAGACUUACAUUUCUAAGCUUCUUCACUUGAUAAGUGAUCUUUCAAUACACGCCCUUCCUAGUGUUCAUUCUAUCUGUUUGAAAAUCUCUCCUUUAACUAUAGUCUUACAUCUCUUUCUUUAACUUCCAUUAUAUCGCUCUCACAUUUAUCCUUAUCUCUUUCUCUUCUUUUCUGUCCUGUAUUUAUAUCUUUUAAAAUGUAAACAAAGAGCAGAUAACACCGAUGAACUUGAUAUGAAUAUCCCAAAGGAAAAUUGCAUGAACGAAGCGAAACGAAGAAUUUUGAAAGCAAACCUGAAGGAAAGCAAACCUGAAGGAAAGCAAUACCUGAAGGAAAGCAAACCUGAAGGAAAGCAAACCUGAAGGAAAGCAAACCUGAAGGAAAGCAAUGCCUCUUAGUUGGCAGUAGUUCGUACUGAAUGUUACGUGCGCAUGUGGAAUGGGGCUUCUACGUGUUCCACUACAAAGAUAGUCUUGACCAUAGACAUAAAUAAAUAUAGACUGGCCGAUUAAAGAGUUUUAUGACACGAAAAUUUGUGACUUGCAAUUUUGUGUACUUUAUUAUACAGCAUUUAUGAGCAGUAUAAAAGUUAAUUAUUCAUAUCUAUUUCAGCCACACACCUAUAUAUAUAUAUUGUAAAUAAGGAGGCAGUGUAGUUUUGUUUAAUCUCUAAGAAUGAAGAUCAUGCAAUUUUUCAUAAUUCGGAAAUCCGAAUACAAUAGUAAUACAUGUUUUCAAGUUACAUGAAGUUACUUCCUUCGACCAGUCUAUAUUUAUUUAUCUCUAUGCAUAGAUUAAAUCUAGACUGGAAACCGGAAAUAAAUUCUUAUUCUCGACUGAUCGAUUCACAGACCUAUAUAUAUAUAGAUUUUUAUGUACGUAAACUCUUUUUUCAGACUCUAAGGGGAGUCGCCCCAAUCAAUCUUUUCUGUCUUAGAAAAGUAAUGAUCUUUAGUUGUCAAAGUUUAGAAAUAAUGCAAAAUCAUUUCUCGGAUAUUCACGCAAAUGUAUGAAACAAAGCCAUUUCCUGUUUGAGAUAAUGUUUCAAAAAUUUUAAAUCGAAAUAAUUCAAGUUGAUUUUAAUCAUCCUAUGUACAUUUAAAUAUAUUGAUUACCUAGGUCUUUCUAGAUUAUGUAUCUAAAGUCCACAAAAAUAAUAAUUAUGAGACGAGAGUAUUUGUACUUUUGAUGUUCAAUUACUAGAUCUAGUUCUUAAAAUUAAAUUAUAUGUUACAUAGGUUAAGGUUGAAAACAAAGAACUUUACUUCUUUUAACUAUUUUAUAAAACAACGCCUUGAUCCAACUUUCUAAAAAAAAUUCACGUAGUGUCCAAUCUAGAUAUACUAUUUAUAAGUCUAUGGGACGAGCAUUUUAGUCAUGUGAACGCGGAUAGUAUUAACAUUUUUUUGUCGUUGAACCAGGAUGAUAAAGUUCUCAUCAUCUACAACUUGUACUUGUCUUGGUGUGUGUUUGAAGAGUCUCACCUGCUCCUACAACUCUAGUGCAGCGUUUCUCAAACUUGUGGGAGGGGGGCACGAGAUUUGUAUCAAAAUUGGAGGAAGGGGGAUGCGGAGCCAGUCAAUUUCUUGUUGAAGGGGCAAGAUUUAAAAAAAAAAGAAAUUAUAUUUUCAUUCUAGUUAUCAUUCCAUGUUUGAAUGUUAACAAAUUUUUUAAAGAUUUUAUCAACAAAGUUCAACAGAUGGAAGAUUUCCAACGUUGUUUCAUCUUCUAUAUUAUUAUUAUAUCACCGUUUUCCAGGAGACUUCUAUAAUAAUUCGACUCAAAAGUUCUUGAAUAAGGCAUUUCGACUACAUUAGUCUAGCAAAGUAAAACAAACUAGCUUGGCAUUUCGAAAUGACUCAGUUAACGGUCUAAAAUCUCCCGACUAUUGUACAUCGUUAUGUUGACAACUUUUGUGUAACAAAACAAAAAAAUUAAAAAUGUUCGGAGCAGGAUGUCUUACUGAGCCAGAAGAUCAUCUUAUGACAUUCAAGCCCAUCACGGACGUAAGAGCGCUCUAUGGAACUCCAUUGUUCUCAUAUGUUUGUAAUACUAGGGGGGGCCAGUGCAGUCUCCUACUUUAUUAGACACACUUUGAUCUGUGAGCUCAGAACUCAAGAACUCUAGUUACUACGUAAUCAUUUGUUCAGCAGUUUUCUUCUUUUUGUUUCAUUGUUUCUAUACACUACACUUCAAACUCGGUACAUUUUAAUCAUCACCAAACAGAAGAUGUUAUAACGGUAGGGCUCUUGUAAUGCGGCAACUAUCUGUGUGCCAUUCUGUCUUCAAGUUUCACUUUUUAUUCCUACAUAGUCAAUAAAGUUUUUAUGAAUUUAAUGACUUUUAAUUUUAACAUUUAGAAUGGCAUUUUAUCAGUUGUUAAACAAAUUUUGGUGCUUUUUUUUGCGUCUGUCUAUUACAUUUGAGCCUGUACAAGCUUCUAGCUUAGAAUUUCUUUGUUUUUAGCUUUAUAACAAACAGUCAACAAGUUUUUAGCUUUAUAACAAACAGUCAACAAGUUUUUAGCUUUAUAACAAACAGUCAACAAGUUUUUAGCUUUAUAACAAACAGUCAACAAGUUUUUAGCUUUAUAACAAACAGUCAACAAGUUUUUAGCUUUAUAACAAACAGUCAUCCACUCUCCAACUUUAAGUAUUUAUCUUUUUAGCUCCCAUAUCUAACUUAGGUCUUAAAUAAUAUUUAGCUUUUGAAAUAUGUGGACAUUAAGCUGUCUAAGACAAACAGAGCACUUUUUGAAGAUGUAUCAUCUAAACUGUAGUGCACGUUUUGAAGUGUUUGAAUCUAAGUUGUUAACACUAAGAUCUUGGGUUUUCUAGGAUCUAAUUACUAAGAAGCCGGUUUUAUAAUAUAACGCGCUGUUAUAAUAGGUGCAUGCCAAUUAAAUAAAACUCAACAAUUUUAAUUAGGUAAAGCAAGUUAACAAUUAGAGCCAGAAAAUACUCCUAUUUUUCCUCCGUCAAAGAAAAUAAUCGUUUUUAUUGAAAUCAUUUCCUACAGCCAAAUGUAAAUUGUUUAUUUUUUAUUUUUUUUUUGUUAUUAAAAAAUGAUGAUCAUGAUUUUGUUAAUGUUUACCAGCAAUUGUUUGAAAAAUGCACAAAAUAUGUUUCUGCUUGUUUGAUUCCGUCCUCCAUUUAUUUGGUCAAAAAUAGCUGCCACUAGAUAUUGAAGUAUCCUGGCUAGAUUCAAGCACAUCUCUGCAAUUCGUAAAUAUACCGCACUAUUUUUUGUGUCGCACUCAUAAACAUAUGUAAAUAUUUGUCUAUGGUCGCACUAUUUUGAUAUGAAAUUCUGCCACAGACCUAUAUAUAUUGUAUAUAUAUAUAGGUCUAUAAAUUCUGCAUUAUUUUGUAGUUCGCAAUUUUACAAACAAUUAAUUUUGCAUUUGUAUACAUUUCAAGUAACAUUGUUAUCUUUUUUUCUUCAUAAAAUGAUACAAUUAGACGCAUUCAAUUUCAUCUAUUAUAUACGCAAGUUUCGUGAUAUAUAUUAACUUAUAAGUAUUUAGAAUUUAAAAUUUAAAUCAAUUAUUAAACACAUUUUGCUGUUUUUUUUUCAUCUUUCAAACACCUUAGAGUCUCUACUGGCUUAGCAUUUCAAAGAACUUCUAUUGAAUGAGCUUUAUAACGAAUAAUACUUGUAUGAUUUACAUGUUCCGUAUGUUCUUUCAGAACUGAAGAUUAUUACAUCAUAGCCAAAGCCUCCAGCGGGAUGGAGGCGGGCAGGGUUCGAACCCUGACCAUCGAGACGACACUGCAGAGUACACAUCACACUUCCAGGCAUCUAUAAGUCUAUAAGACCUGUGUGUCAAAUUGUAUCUAUUUAUUUUUAUUAGUUUGUAGAUCUAGAUUUUAAAAAAAUUUUUUUUUUACAUGUUUCUAAUGUUCCUUCCGAGUGCAAAAGAAACGAAGCUGAAUCAACCAAGAGAAAGAAAAAGAAAAUUGCCCUGUCAGUUAGUCCUAGGACAGAUGCAUAUACAUGUACGAACUGUGGCAAACUCUGCCGCUUCAGAAUUGGCUUGAUCAGACACUCCAGAGUCUGUCCCGUCUCAAGACGAAACCAAAACCGAUGAAUCAUCUGGGCGCAUCCUUUGUCUUCCGAGACAGAAGGAGCCAUAGAAUUUUCCUUCAGAGUUGAAUUUAAUCUACAUACUAGCCCAAACCUCACCGCAGGAUGACGGGGGAUGGCAGCGGACAGGAUAUGAACCCGGGACCAUCAAGACAAGUCCAGCGCGCAUGCCGCACGACCAGGCAGCCAGCUUAAAAACUGUUCAGCUAAUGAAAUUUUGAAGAUGUAUCUUUUAUGUAUAGCACAUUUUUAGCUAUUGUGUCUAGCACAUUUUUAGCUAUUGUGUCUAGCACAUUAUUAGCCUUUGAUUUGUUUGAAAGUAUAGUAAGCAGUUAGCUUAUCAACUGUAAACUUCAGUUGUUUACCUAAUGACCAGGGCCGGAGUUUGACUUGAUAAGGCCGUAACCUAUUUGAGAUAAGGGAGUCGUAAUUGACAUAACGCAAUCUUUCCUUUCUAUUCCAAAAUAUAGAAAAAAGCCCUGAAACUAUUUAUAAGGGGGGGGGGGGCUCUAAGCAAGUGGGGCCCUAAGCUAAAGCUUAAGUUGUCUUUAGCUAAAUUCAGCACUGACAAGGUUCAUGUAUUUUGUAAAAUAAAACAAACUUCAGGAUCUACAUUGUUAUGAAUUCGUGGUAAAGACUGUCUUAGAACAGCUUUUAUAAUAGAAUGCGCUUAUUGUAGUGAGUGCAGACCACUAGAGCAUGCCCUUAUAAAUAAACAUCAACACUUAAAACCAAGAAACAAAGACAACAAUGGAUGGAAGAAGGAACUGUUCUUUGUUCUGUUCUUUGUUCCACGGUAAAGAAAAAAUUGUUUUGUGGAAAUUAUUCUCUAGAGCCAAGCGUACUUUUUUUUUUUUUUAAUAAAUUUAUGAUCAUGUUAACAGGAAAGCUUUUGUCAUAUCACAUUUUGUGUAUUGUAUCUCAAGGCAGCAAAUAAAAUUGAUGUUAAAACAUGUUUAAGACAUCCACCUGUCUUCUGUUCGUCAAAAUAAAAAUUAUAAUUCAUUAUUUCAA
This is a messenger RNA of Biomphalaria glabrata, 9073 nucleotides long. RefSeq lists its product as uncharacterized. The transcript is spliced from 3 exons. NCBI's taxonomy places the organism in Eukaryota, Metazoa, Mollusca, Gastropoda, Planorbidae. The record is from RefSeq and is a predicted model, not a curated record. Bases 628 to 3069 code for a protein of 813 amino acids.